Messenger RNA from Saccostrea echinata, 3747 nucleotides. RefSeq lists its product as uncharacterized. NCBI's taxonomy places the organism in Eukaryota, Metazoa, Mollusca, Bivalvia, Ostreida, Ostreidae. The transcript has 12 exons. Bases 91 to 3747 code for a protein of 1218 amino acids. The record is from RefSeq and is a predicted model, not a curated record.
UUUUCAGCUCCCGUCUCUGAUAUAACUCUCCACCUUCGUCCUCAAUAUCAAUAUGGAACAGAUGAUUUCAUCAACUGUAGCGCAAAGACAAUGGAACCAUCAACAACUUCUCUGUCCCUGGAAGUUUGUCAUUCUGAUUCUACUUUUAUUCCCAUCGAGAAAUAUAAUAUAUCCUCUGUUGUCUUCAAUGAGACUAGUCUGAAAAACGAAAAUUGUUCUCUGGAAAUGCUGCUUGGUCACCGUGUUCUCUUCAAUAAUCAAAUGAACGUCUCCUUGCGAUGUACAGUUCAUGGUUCUGAUAUGAACACACCAUUGUCUACAGAUUGUGAGAUUCCCGACAUUUCAACUGCAUUGGUGGUUGCUGUAAUGGAUACUUCGAGCCAUGUCAUUAUGAUACAAACAACGAUAGAAUUGUUGUGUCAUUUCAAUGUGAGCAGUUUUGAAUGGGAGGCUGUUCGGUUAGACUUUCAAAACGAAUCUUUAAUCUCUCAAACAAUCGUAAGCGUCACAAACAGCAGCAAAACCUCGAAUGAAAAUCGAAUAAAUGCGUCUUUGAGUGUAGAUUCGUAUUUCGUGAAUGUUUCCUUUGUCUUGGAUUUUGCAACUUCGAAGGAUGCUUGCUCUCUGUCCGGGAUGUACACAUGCUCCAUAGAUAUGGUAGACAAACACAUCGCUACAGAAAGCGCGAGCACAGUUUUGAACUUUUCAGCUCCCGUCUCUGAUAUAACUCUCCACCUUCGUCCUCAAUAUCAAUAUGGAACAGAUGAUUUCAUCAACUGUAGCGCAAAGACAAUGGAACCAUCAACAACUUCUCUGUCCCUGGAAGUUUGUCAUUCUGAUUCUACUUUUAUUCCCAUCGAGAAAUAUAAUAUAUCCUCUGUUGUCUUCAAUGAGACUAGUCUGAAAAACGAAAAUUGUUCUCAGGAAAUGCUGCUUGGUCACCGUGUUCUCUUCAAUAAUCAAAUGAACGUCUCCUUGCGAUGUACAGUUCAUGGUUCUGAUAUGAACACACCAUUGUCUACAGAUUGUGAGAUUCCCGACAUUUCAACUGCACUGGUGGUUGCUGUAAUGGAUACUUCGAGCCAUGUCAUUAUGAUACAAACAACGAUAGAAUUGUUGUGUCAUUUCAAUGUGAGCAGUUUUGAAUGGGAGGCUGUUCGGUUAGACUUUCAAAACGAAUCUUUAAUCUCUCAAACAAUCGUAAGCGUCACAAACAGCAGCAAAACCUCGAAUGAAAAUCGAAUAAAUGCGUCUUUGAGUGUAGAUUCGUAUUUCGUGAAUGUUUCCUUUGUCUUGGAUUUUGCAACUUCGAAGGAUGCUUGCUCUCUGUCCGGGAUGUACACAUGCUCCAUAGAUAUGGUAGACAAACACAUCGCUACAGAAAGCGCGAGCACAGUUUUGAACUUUUCAGCUCCCGUCUCUGAUAUAACUCUCCACCUUCGUCCUCAAUAUCAAUAUGGAACAGAUGAUUUCAUCAACUGUAGCGCAAAGACAAUGGAACCAUCAACAACUACUCUGUCCCUGGAAGUUUGUCAUUCUGAUUCUACUUUUAUUCCCAUCGAGAAAUAUAAUAUAUCCUCUGUUGUCUUCAAUGAGACUAGUCUGAAAAACGAAAAUUGUUCUCAGGAAAUGCUGCUUGGUCACCGUGUUCUCUUCAAUAAUCAAAUGAACGUCUCCUUGCGAUGUACAGUUCAUGGUUCUGAUAUGAACACACCAUUGUCUACAGAUUGUGAGAUUCCCGACAUUUCAACUGCAUUGGUGGUUGCUGUAAUGGAUACUUCGAGCCAUGUCAUUAUGAUACAAACAACGAUAGAAUUGUUGUGUCAUUUCAAUGUGAGCAGUUUUGAAUGGGAGGCUGUUCGGUUAGACUUUCAAAACGAAUCUUUAAUCUCUCAAACAAUCGUAAGCGUCACAAACAGCAGCAAAACCUCGAAUGAAAAUCGAAUAAAUGCGUCUUUGAGUGUAGAUUCGUAUUUCGUGAAUGUUUCCUUUGUCUUGGAUUUUGCAACUUCGAAGGAUGCUUGCUCUCUGUCCGGGAUGUACACAUGCUCCAUAGAUAUGGUAGACAAACACAUCGCUACAGAAAGCGCGAGCACAGUUUUGAACUUUUCAGCUCCCGUCUCUGAUAUAACUCUCCACCUUCGUCCUCAAUAUCAAUAUGGAACAGAUGAUUUCAUCAACUGUAGCGCAAAGACAAUGGAACCAUCAACAACUUCUCUGUCCCUGGAAGUUUGUCAUUCUGAUUCUACUUUUAUUCCCAUCGAGAAAUAUAAUAUAUCCUCUGUUGUCUUCAAUGAGACUAGUCUGAAAAACGAAAAUUGUUCUCAGGAAAUGCUGCUUGGUCACCGUGUUCUCUUCAAUAAUCAAAUGAACGUCUCCUUGCGAUGUACAGUUCAUGGUUCUGAUAUGAACACACCAUUGUCUACAGAUUGUGAGAUUCCCGACAUUUCAACUGCACUGGUGGUUGCUGUAAUGGAUACUUCGAGCCAUGUCAUUAUGAUACAAACAACGAUAGAAUUGUUGUGUCAUUUCAAUGUGAGCAGUUUUGAAUGGGAGGCUGUUCGGUUAGACUUUCAAAACGAAUCUUUAAUCUCUCAAACAAUCGUAAGCGUCACAAACAGCAGCAAAACCUCGAAUGAAAAUCGAAUAAAUGCGUCUUUGAGUGUAGAUUCGUAUUUCGUGAAUGUUUCCUUUGUCUUGGAUUUUGCAACUUCGAAGGAUGCUUGCUCUCUGUCCGGGAUGUACACAUGCUCCAUAGAUAUGGUAGACAAACACAUCGCUACAGAAAGCGCGAGCACAGUUUUGAACUUUUCAGCUCCCGUCUCUGAUAUAACUCUCCACCUUCGUCCUCAAUAUCAAUAUGGAACAGAUGAUUUCAUCAACUGUAGCGCAAAGACAAUGGAACCAUCAACAACUUCUCUGUCCCUGGAAGUUUGUCAUUCUGAUUCUACUUUUAUUCCCAUCGAGAAAUAUAAUAUAUCCUCUGUUGUCUUCAAUGAGACUAGUCUGAAAAACGAAAAUUGUUCUCAGGAAAUGCUGCUUGGUCACCGUGUUCUCUUCAAUAAUCAAAUGAACGUCUCCUUGCGAUGUACAGUUCAUGGUUCUGAUAUGAACACACCAUUGUCUACAGAUUGUGAGAUUCCCGACAUUUCAACUGCACUGGUGGUUGCUGUAAUGGAUACUUCGAGCCAUGUCAUUAUGAUACAAACAACGAUAGAAUUGUUGUGUCAUUUCAAUGUGAGCAGUUUUGAAUGGGAGGCUGUUCGGUUAGACUUUCAAAACGAAUCUUUAAUCUCUCAAACAAUCGUAAGCGUCACAAACAGCAGCAAAACCUCGAAUGAAAAUCGAAUAAAUGCGUCUUUGAGUGUAGAUUCGUAUUUCGUGAAUGUUUCCUUUGUCUUGGAUUUUGCAACUUCGAAGGAUGCUUGCUCUCUGUCCGGGAUGUACACAUGCUCCAUAGAUAUGGUAGACAAACACAUCGCUACAGAAAGCGCGAGCACAGUUUUGAACUUUUCAGCUCCCGUCUCUGAUAUAACUCUCCACCUUCGUCCUCAAUAUCAAUAUGGAACAGAUGAUUUCAUCAACUGUAGCGCAAAGACAAUGGAACCAUCAACAACUUCUCUGUCCCUGGAAGUUUGUCAUUCUGAUUCUACUUUUACUCCGAUUCAGGAUUUUCUGAAAACAUCUGCUUUUAAUGAGACUAGUCUGAAAAACGAAAAUUAUGUAGAUUUUACAAUUCCGACUUAA